Messenger RNA from Capsicum annuum, 960 nucleotides. RefSeq lists its product as uncharacterized. The transcript is spliced from 5 exons. The coding region runs from base 1 to 960 and encodes 319 amino acids. NCBI's taxonomy places the organism in Eukaryota, Viridiplantae, Streptophyta, Magnoliopsida, Solanales, Solanaceae. The record is from RefSeq and is a predicted model, not a curated record.
AUGGCUAGAAGUCGAGGACGUGGAAGCACAGGACGUGGAGGCAAGUCUGCAGUUAAAAGUAAUAAUGAUGUUACUGCAAAUGUACCUACUAUUUCUACUCCUGCUAUUGUUACUUCUCAAGCUGAUGUCAUAGGUGGUCAAAAUAAUACAAAUCAAGUUCAACCAUUAAUUCCUCAAAUUAGAUCAAUGGUUCAAACUUCUGAUGAUGAUAUGAAUCGAGGAAGAGGUACAGGUCGAGGAAGCAUAGGGUGUGCGGGAAAGUCAGCAGCUAGGACUAAUAUGCCUGUUCGUAUUGCAAACAUGCCUACUAUUCCCACUCAUACAGUUGCGCCACAAACAGCUGGUGGCAUAGGUGCUCCAACUUCUAAUCAUGAUAGUAUGUCUCCUUCUACUCCAAAUCAGACCAACCCAACAACUAAACACGUCUAUUGGGAUUCUUCCAUUACUGAUGCUGCAGUAAAGAAACACUGGCAGAGUAAGGUUGCAACUAGUCGUCGUGGAGGCAAAGAAGUCGCUGCUGGAACUCACAAGGAAGGAUCUAUCUCAAUUGGAGAGUACCGAAAGAGACUUGAAAGAUUUGAAGAAAUAUUACGAGAAAAAAUAUUAUCAGAAUCUGUUAUUGAUCAAAUUGAAGCAUAUUCCCAAGCUGCCGGAGGAGAAAAGAAGCGAAGAGUAUUUGGUCUUGGAUCUGAAUCCAAAGGCUACUAUGGCCAAACUCUGUGUAUUUCUUGUGGAAAGACUUCAUCUUCAGCUUCACAUGAAUCGGUACCAGCUGCAGAUUCGAAUUUGAAUGAGUUUGUGAAGCGAUUGAUUCCCGCACUUAAAAAUCAAUUUUUUCCUAUUGUCAUUGCAGAGGUACAGAAGUUGGUUUCUUCACGAUCAGUUUUUACACCUCCGACUACUCCUUUGGACGAUCUUGAUUCCUUAAAUGAUGAUUGCAAUGAUCUUGAUCAGUUGUGA